UACCCAACUUUCCUCUUUGUUGUACUAACAGAUCAAUACCGACAAUUCUUAACUACUAUAUAGUAUCAGUCCAUCCACCAUUACCUGUGUGCAACUAAUUAAGUUAACCUGAAGCCUCCCAUCCACACUCUAUGGCUAAAAGAACCAUAAGCAUAGUUCAGCUUCUAAUCCUUUUGCAACUAUGCAAGACCGUGCUCACCUUGGCCGCCCGGCCGCUGGCCGAAGUUCCCGUUCCGGUGAGAAGAGAGGUGUAUGAUAAUGGCAAGAUCUUUGAUGUUACCCACAGGGUCAACCCUAAAAUGCCCUCAUGGGACUCAAAGGAGGGGCUUGGGGAAUUCAUAUGGCUCGUUUCUAGCAUGAAGAAUGGCUCUCUUGUCAAUUCUUCUGAAAUGAAGCUAUCUACACACACAGGCACACAUAUUGAUGCUCCCUCGCAUGUUUAUGAUGAAUACUAUGAUGCUGGCUUUGACAUUGAUACACUUGAUCUGGAGGUGCUUAAUGGUCCAGCACUAGUAGUUGAUGUUCCAAGAGACAGUAACAUAACGGCUGAAGUAAUGAAGUCACUGAAAAUUCCUAAGGGAAUACGUCGCGUGCUUUUCAGAACUUUAAAUACUGACAGAAAGCUUAUGUUCAAAAAGGAGUUCGACUCGAGCUAUGUCGGAUUCAUGAGUGAUGGGGCAAAAUGGCUGGUGGAGAACACAGACAUCAAACUUGUUGGACUUGAUUACUUGUCUGUUGCUUCCUACGUUGAUCUCCUUCCAACGCAUCUUGCUUUCCUCAAAAACAGGGAAGUCAUUCUGGUGGAGGGAUUAAAACUUGACGACAUUCAACCAGGACUCUACAAUGUUCAUUGCUUGCCUCUGAGGCUGCUCCGUGCCGAUGGGUCACCUGCGAGAUGCAUUCUUAUCAAAUGACAUUGCCAUUGUCUGAAAGCUUUUUUAAUAAUAAUGCUCACAUCGAAUAUGGUUGAUAAAUUAUUAAUCAUUAUAUUUAUAGAUAUGUAAAUUGUUAAUCAUUAUAAUAAUGCUCAUAUCGAAUAUGGUUGAUGCAUUCUUUUUUCUUGUUUUUCCAAUUUGGUUCAGGGUCUACUUUUUCUGGUUGUCUGUGUGGCUGUGGAAAUUUGUAGGAAGAUAUUAUUGUAGUGGUGGGUCUUCCAAGGUGAUCUGAAUAUGACAAGUCUUCAUCAAUUAAUGCUUCUGGUAUCAAAUGAAUCAUACUGAUUACAACA
Molecule: messenger RNA, 1228 nt
Organism: Ricinus communis (castor bean)
Lineage: Eukaryota; Viridiplantae; Streptophyta; Magnoliopsida; Malpighiales; Euphorbiaceae
Product: cyclase-like protein 2
Exons: 6
Coding region: 132-914 (260 amino acids)
Molecular function (GO): arylformamidase activity
Source: RefSeq, a predicted model, not a curated record